This is a messenger RNA of Lagopus muta (rock ptarmigan), 3449 nucleotides long. RefSeq names its product netrin 4 (gene NTN4). Gene Ontology annotation, biological process: substrate adhesion-dependent cell spreading; cell migration; basement membrane assembly. The record is from RefSeq and is a predicted model, not a curated record. Gene Ontology annotation, molecular function: protein binding. Gene Ontology annotation, cellular component: laminin trimer. NCBI's taxonomy places the organism in Eukaryota, Metazoa, Chordata, Aves, Galliformes, Phasianidae.
GGCGGGCGGCGGCGCCGCGGCCGGGGUUCGGCCAUGGGGCGCGGGACGAGGCUGCCGCUGCUGCUGGUCGUGCUGCCGGUGGUGCUGCUGGGCGCUGCAGGCCUGGGCAGCGCAACCAGUGCAAGCAGCCCAUGCGAGAAGGCCUGCAAUCCCCGGCUUGGCAACCUGGCGCACGGGCGGACGCUGAGAACGGAGACGGCCUGUGGGAGCCAUGCUGCCGAGCCUUUCUGCGCCUACACCGAGGAUGCCACGCUCCGCUGCAAGCCCCCCACCUGCAGCCAUUGCAGUGGGGCCCACGCAGGGCUGGCACACCCCCCCGCUGCCAUGGCCGACUCCCCUUUCCGCCAGCCCCGCACCUGGUGGCAGGCGGCUGGGGACGCCCCUCAGGAGACCAUCCAGCUGGACCUGGAAGCCACCUUCUACUUCACGCAUCUGAUCCUGGUCUUCAAAUCACCCCGGCCGGCGGCCAUGGUGCUGGAGCGCUCACGGGACUUUGGCAAGACCUGGCAGGCCUACAAGUACUUUGCCACCAACUGCUCGACGGCCUUCGGGCUGGAGGACGACAUGGUGAGAAGGGGAGCCCCAUGCACGUCCAGAUACUCCAGCCCCUUCCCCUGCACUGGAGGAGAGGUGAUAUACCGAGCCCUCUCGCCACCGCAUGCUGCCGAGGACCCAUACAGCGCGGAGGCCCAGGCGCAGCUGAAGGUGACCAACCUACGCGUGCGGCUGCUGGAGCGGCAGAGCUGCCCCUGCUACCCGCUGGAACCGCCUGCCCCACCAGCCCCACACUACGCUGUCUACGACUUCAUUGUGAAGGGCAGCUGCUUCUGCAAUGGCCACGCCGACCACUGUGUUCCUGUCAGAGGGUUUCGGCCUGUCAGGGCAGCUGGUGCUUUCCAUGUGGUUCAUGGGAAGUGCAUGUGCAAGCACAACACUGCAGGACCUCACUGCCAGCACUGUGCCCCGCUCUACAACGACCGCCCUUGGCAGGCUGCUGAUGGCAAAACUGGAGCCCCCCGAGAGUGUCAGUCGUGCAAGUGUAAUGGGCAUGCCGACACCUGUCACUUUGACAUGGAUGCGUGGCUGGCGUCGGGCAACCGCAGUGGUGGUGUCUGCGACAACUGUCAGCACAACACAGAGGGACAGCACUGCCAGCGCUGCAAGCCAGGCUUCUACCGAGACCUGCGAAAGCCCUUCUCUGCCCCAGAUGCUUGCAAACCCUGCUCCUGCCACCCACUGGGAUCGGCCGCGCUCCCCCUGGGCCCCCGCACCUUCUGUGACCCCAGCACCGGUGACUGCCCCUGCAAGCCUGGUGUGGCAGGGCCACGCUGUGACCGCUGCCUGCCCGGAUACUGGGGCUUUGGUGCUGGCGGCUGCCAGCCCUGCAACUGUGCCCGGAGCUGCCACCCUCUCACUGGCGAUUGCCACAGCAGCAGCAGCAGCAGCAGCAGUGCAGAUGCGAGCUGGCAGCAAGAAGUGCUGCCCUUCCAGCCAGCACUCAACGAGAGCAAGCCCGCCUGGGGAUGGGAGGAUGAGCAGGGCUUCUCGGCUCUGAGGCACUCCGGUAAAUGUGAGUGUAAAGAGCAAGUUUUGGGCAACUCCAAGGUCUUCUGUGGGAUGAAGUAUACCUAUGUGAUAAAGACAAAGAUCUUGUCAGCUCAUGACAAGGGCUCCCAUGCAGAGGUCAAUGUGAAGAUCAAGAAAGUCUUGAAGUCUACAAAGCUGAAGAUCCUGCGGGGUAAGAGAACGCUCUACCCUGAGUCCUGGACUAACAGAGGCUGCACCUGUCCAAUCCUCAAUCCUGGCUUGGAGUACCUGGUGGCAGGACACGAGGAUGUCCGGACAGGCAGGCUCAUCGUCAACAUGAAAAGCUUUGUCCACCAGUGGAAGUCGGCUCUUGGGAGAAAGGUCCUGGAGAUGUUAAAAAGAGACUGCAACUAGAUACAUGUGGCCAACUAGGGCAUUUCUUCAUGCGCAGAAUGCAAGAGCCUUCACAGAGGGAAGGCCUCAAGGAUGAAAACUGGAACAUAAGAAAAUAGCGCCAGAGCGUGUAGCGAGGCAAUGCGAUUUGUAGGCGCUGACUGAUUUAACCUUUCCUGGCCAAUGCCCAUUCACUCGCCUGUAGCUUCCUUGCAAGGCACUCCCUGAGCCCAGGUUUUGUUGCGUUGAGGGGAAGAGAAGGAAGGGCGACUCUUGGUUUGGCUCCAGAUGAGAGGUGAUGAGCCACUGCCAGUGCCACCAGGAUGGAUCUGGGGUCACUUCCAGGGGCUCCAAAAAGAUGCUGCAGAGCAGCAGGAACACGUGGCUGAGAGUGGGGUGCUGCUGCCCUUCACCUCACCAUGCUGUCAGAGGUUUUGGGGCUCAGCUCCCUGCCUGUGCUUUUGAGGGUGGACCUGCUGGGUGAUGUGAAUUCCUCUGCCCUCAUGCACGUGUGGUGGCUGCCGGUUCUCUGCCACCUCGGCAGAGAAGAGCUGGCUCCGUGGGACGCAGUGUCUCUGAGCUUUUGUCCUUGAAGUGUUAAAAUAUGAACCCAGCCUCCUGUAAAUAUUUCAUUGUAUAAAGCACUUUACUACCUGCCACUUCAUGGUGUGGAAGGCCAGACUGUGUUUGGGAAAGAAGAGGUUGAAAACCUUCCUGAAACAGAAGCACUCCUGAAGACGCACGGCAUAAAGGGAAGGACCAGCCUGGCAUGGCCACUCGGAGCAUCCCGGGGUGCAGUCUGAGGGAUAGAAAGCAUUUGCACUGAAGUCCCAGCUUCAGACCAGCGCUUGGGCUCCGUGGGCAGGACUUGGCAGUCAGUACAAAAAGAAGAGACUUUGGAAUGGAAAUGAAAUUGCCAGCGUAGGAAACUGCCCACAGGAGGAGUGGAUCUGAAGAAUGGAAAGGACUGCCGUUCACAUAUCCCCACCCAGUGAUUCACGAUGGGCCUGGAGUUUAUUUUAUUUUUAUGUUAGUAUUUAAGACCGAACACUCGAUUCGUUUUCUUCUGUGAUAUUGUUUGCAAUAUGUAUGGCCACUACACUUCCACAUUAACACCCAUAUGGAAUAUAGCACAGUUGACUGCAGUUUUCAGCACUAAAGUAUAUCUUUUCUGUAAAGCGUCUUUGAAGCACACUGCAUAGUAUAUUUUGCUCAUGAGUAUGAGAGGAAAGAAAAGGCAGACAUGCAACAUCAUAAGAACCACAAGCCUACCAAUAUGCUUUACAUAUGUAUUUUUCUUUCAAAGUCCUGUGGACUAAAAAAAAAAAAAAAAAAAAAGAUACUGUUUUGGUAAUUUGUUUUUAUAUCUCAUGUAUGUAAUAAAUAUAUAAUGAUUUCAACAUUCCAGCAAUAUGGUCUUCAUGCCUGCUCUGAAGAGCGUGCUAAGGGUGAGGAGAAGCUGCUGUGGGGAGGUAACAUUCUCCAUAUGAGAAAAAGUCAAACCAUGGAGAUGGCUCACAGAAAUCCAG